UGCUGUGACACGACACAGGAAGCUGAAAUAGUGAAUAAUCCAAUGAUAUACAUAAUUCUGAAUAUCCCGUCCCUCAUUGGCUCUCCGCUGAGAACCAGAACGGGUGGCUCUCCUCAAGCUUGUGGUGCUGAAAUCUUGACUUGCUAUGAUAACGAUGUAAUGGCAAUGAGACAUUUCACUGUGGAACCCAAUAAACACCACCAAAAUGGACGAUGAUUUGUUCCAGUUAAGACAACUCCCCGUGGUCAAGUUCCGUCGCACGGGUGAGAGCACACGCUCUGAGGAUGACUGCUUGGGGAGAGACCAGGAAGUCCAGAUCGAUGGGAGGCAGGCUUACAUGGAGUCUGUGGCACUUCACGAUGGCGCACUAGUACCCCGGGAGUUUGCCAACCCAACUGAUGACACUUUCAUGGUGGAAGAUGCUGUGGAGGCCAUUGGUUUUGGGAAGUUCCAGUGGAAACUCUCCAUCCUCACUGGUCUGUCCUGGAUGGCUGAUGCUAUGGAGAUGAUGAUUCUAAGCAUCCUGGCACCACAGCUUCACUGUGAAUGGAGGCUUCCAAGCCUGUGGGUGGCGCUACUCACCUCGGCGGUGUUCAUUGGAAUGAUGAUCAGCUCUUCCAUUUGGGGGAACAUAUCCGAUAAGUAUGGCAGAAAAACAGGUCUGAAGAUGAGUGUGGCGUGGACCAUGUUCUACGGUGUACUGAGCGCCUUUGCCCCCGUCUAUGGCUGGAUCCUCUUCCUCCGUGCCCUGGUGGGAUUCGGCAUCGGAGGAGCCCCACAGUCGGUGACACUGUAUGCAGAGUUUCUCCCCAUGAGGUCCAGAGCCACCUGCAUCUUGCUAAUCGAGAUAUUCUGGGCGCUGGGCACUGUGUUUGAGGUGCUGCUGGCCAUCCUGGUGAUGCCCACUCUGGGCUGGCGCUGGCUGCUCGGCCUCUCCACCAUUCCGCUCUUCAUCUUCGCUAUCCUCUCUUUUUGGCUGCCAGAGAGUGCACGCUAUGACGUGUUGACAGGGAACCAGGAGAAAGCUCUGACUACCCUGAAGCGCAUCGCCAAGGAGAACGGAGUCCCCAUGCCCCUGGGAAAACUAAUUGCUGCCAGACAGGAGGACCGUGGGAAGUUCCAGGAUCUUUUCUCACCGCAUUUUCGCUGGACCACAAUUCUGCUAUGGUUUAUUUGGUUCUCUAAUGCAUUCGCCUACUAUGGCCUGGUCCUGCUCACCACUGAGCUCUUCCAGGAGGGGGGCGCCUGUGGGGAGUCAAAAGGUAGUAAGAGGGAGCCCAGGUGUAGCCUGGAGUGUAAAUACCUGACCUCAGACGACUACAAGGAUCUGCUGUGGACCACCCUGUCUGAAUUCCCAGGCUUGCUGGUGACUCUGUGGGCCAUCGAUCGGCUGGGAAGGAGAAAGACCAUGGCACUGUGCUUCUUCGUCUUCUCUCUCUGCCUUGUGCCACUCUACGCUUGUGUAGGGAGGACGUGGCUGACAGUAUUGAUAUUCAUCGCCAGGGCCUUCAUCGCAGGAGGUUUCCAGGCUGCUUAUGUCUACACCCCUGAGGUAUAUCCAACAGCAACCAGAGCAUUAGGUCUGGGCACUAGUAGUGGAAUGGCUAGAGUGGGAGCCCUCAUCACACCCUUCGUUGCACAGGUGAUGUUGGAGUCUUCUGUGUACCUGACUCUGUCAGUGUAUAGCAUCUGCUGCCUGCUGGCUGCCAUCGCCUCCUGUGCUCUGCCCAUUGAGACCACUGGUCGGGGCCUCCAGGAGUCCAGCCACCGCGAGUGGGGCCAGGAAAUGAUGGGCCGGGCCCCUGCCAACAGCUCUGGGGGCAUCCCACACUCCGACUCUGGGUCCCAGGAGGACGGAGCACAUGCAAGAGGGUGGUGAAGGAGGGACGCUGGAGUGGAAGAGAGAGACAAUGAAGGAGAAGGAAGCUAGGCAAGCAGCCCUUGUCCAUUCUCAGCUCAAAUGUGUCAUUACUGGUUUGUAUAUAGGCACCACAGUGACUUGAGAGAGAGCCUGCCACCAAAAUGUUAUUCAAAAACAUUUCUCAUUUUCAUUUUAAUCUUCAACCACUACCACUGUCAUGAUUUUUGCCAAUGUAGGAUAAACACACUCUGAGUGAGACAGAGCUCAAUCGAUUAUCCUGAGUAUACACUGGUAGCAGGGAGAGAAACUGUUCAGGGUGGGUUUGUCAUUCUUAUAUCUCAGUAUUUGAAUUUCAUAUUAUGAGGGAGAAGAACAGCGAGAUUUAUAGUAACAGUGAGAGUGAUAGUGAAAGAGAGUGAUAGAGGACAAUGCUUUGUUGCAUUGUUUCUAUUAACCUGUUUCUUUUAAGAGAGCCUUAAAACAAUGGUUCUACUCAGGUCCUACCACUCAGUUUUAGAUAAGGGACACAUUGAGGGCUUUUGACAGAGAUGUGACGUCAAGGGCCCCAAAAAAUCCAUUAUAUUUUGCAAAGCUAUAAUGAAAACAAUGACAUGUAAUGAAUUGCUAUCUAAUGAUACAAUAAUUACCCAUUCAACAUAAUCAAAUCUGUGCAUCUGGGGUUGUUUGCAGAUUCGCAUCACCACGUUAACCAUCCGACAUGAUGCACUUCAUAGAGGUGUGAAGUCACAAAUCUCAGUUACGCUUCAGUUUAGACACUUAUAUACUGAAUAAAAAUAUAACGCAACAUGUAAAGUGUUGGUUUCAUGAGCUGAAAUAAAAUAUCCCAGAAAUGUUCCAAACGUACAAAAAGCGAAUUUCUUUCAAAUUUUGUCCACAAAUUUGUUUACAUCCCUGUUCACAUCUGGCUUCUUCACCUGCGGGAUCGUCUGAGACCAGCCACUCGGACAGCUGAUGAAACUGUGGGUUUGCACAACCAAAUAAUUUAUGCACAAACUGUCAGAAACCGUCUCGAUGAAGCUCAUAUGCGUGCUCAUCGUCUUGACCUGACUGCAGUUUGGCAUCGUAACUGACAUCAGUGGGCAAAUGUUCAUCUUCAAUGGCCACUGGCACGCUGGUGAAGUGUACUCUUCACGAAUGAAUCCCGGGUUCAACUGUACCGGGCAGAUGGCACCGUGUGUGCGAGCGGUUUGCCUAUGUCAACAUUGUGAACAGAGUGCCCCAUGAUGGCGGAGGGGUUAUAGUAUGGGCACUCAUAUGCUACGAACAACCAACACAAUUUAAUUUUAUCAAUGGCAAUUUGAAUGCAAAGAGAUAGCGUGACGAGAUCCUGAGGCCCAUUAUCGUGCCAUUCAUCUGCCGCCAUAACCUCAUGUUUCAGCAUGAUAACGCACGUCCCCAUGUCGCAAGGAUCUAUACACAAUUCCUGGAAGCUCAAAGUGUCAACGCUCUUCCAUGGCCUGAAUACUCACCAGACAUGUCACCCAUUGAACAUGUUUGGGAUGCUCUGGAUCGACAUGUACGACAGUGUGUUCCAUUUCCCGCCAAUAUCCAGCAACUUCGCACAGCCAUUGAAGAUGUGUGGGACAACAUUCCACUGGCCACAAUCAACAGCCUGAUCAACUCUAUGCGAAGGAGAUGUGGCAAACUGCAUGAGGCAAAUGGUGAUCACACCAAAUACUGACUGUUUUUCUGAUCCACGCCCCAACCUUUUUUAAGGUAUCUGUGACCAACAAAUACAUAUCUGUAUCCCCAGUCAUGUGAAAUCCUUAGAUUAGGGCCUAAUGCAUUUAUUUAAAUGAACUGAUUUCCAUAUAUUAACUGUAACUCAGUAAAAUCUUUGACAUUUUCAGUGUAAAUGAGGCAAUCAAAAUAAUUACGUAAAGUCUCUGUGCAGCUGGCAUAAGCAUUCAUUAGCACUCAUAUUCUAGACCUGUCUUGAGAAGGUCGUAAUGUUAUUUAUCAGGAUGACUAUAGUUUAUGUAAAUUAGGAAAAUUGCAUAUGAGUACUGAUGAAAGUUCAUGCCAGGGUUCAUGCCAGGUGUUAUAAUGCUCAUAUAUGCAUUUCGAGGGUUUUAUGUAUAUGCCAUGAAACUGAAGUGCAACUGAAAUAUUUGAACUGUACUAUACUUGAUACUGUCACCUCUUAACGUAGUCACCCAAAGUUGUCAGUCUCGUACAGUAGUAAUUACACUACAUGGGUGAAAUCAUUCAAAGCAAACAUAAUCACAUGGUUUUUCAGGAUACACCCCAUGACAGCUUUUGCUUACUGGGCAAAAGUCAUCUCUGUAUAUACUGUACCAAAACCUGGGUUGGUUGUUGUUGUUUUUGUUUGUUGGUGGGGGGAUGGUCUUUGUCCCCUUGUAAAAAUAACAUGUGAAACAAGGUGUUGUUAAAAAUGUUAAAGAACCUUGGUCUCCUACAUGCCUGCCUUUGCGAUUUAGUGCUGCAUUAAGUGUCUGUGCACAGAUUCUUAUCACUGGAUGUAAGUAAAUGUGUAUGAUACAAUAAUAAAUUAUGUUUCAAAGGAGAAAGAAUGUUGAAUUGUGGUGGUAUUUAUUUAUUGAUUCAUUUUCAAACCUCAUAACUUGUAGAACUUACGAUAGUAUAAUGUUUUCUGCUAAUAAGAUGACUAAUAAUAACAUUUUCGUUUGAUAUUGCAGUCCUAUUCUUAUGUCACAUUUGUGAGAUUUGCUUAUUACAUUUUUGGAAAACAUUUUUAUUGGUUUUUGUAUGUGUCACGAGUCCGACCGAGGGUGUUUCCCCUUCCCGGGCGGUUGGCGCUCGGCGGUCGUCGUCACCGGCCUAUUAGCUGCCACUGAUUGUUUUUCCUCUCCCUCCUUGUAUGUUUAGUGGUAGCACCUGUUCAUGAUUAAAUCAGCUAAUUAGUUUGUCUUUAUUAGACAGCCGGCCCGCCUGGUUGUUGUGCGGGAUUAUUGCAGUGUAACCUUCGGCUCUGUUGUUAGAAGUACGUGUUAGUGCCUGGUCGUUACGUUUUCUGUUGUACAUUCUCAUUCCCUGUGUUUGGGGCCGUUACUAUUGUGAGCACCCUGGGAUGCGUUGGCGCUAUUAAAGACGCACAGCUUUGCACUCACUGUCUCCUGCGUUUGACUCCACACACCUACGACACCUGAAGUGUUACAGUAUGUAUAUCAAAAUAUAUAUAUACAGUACCAGUCAAAAGUUUGGACACACCUACUCAUU
Oncorhynchus keta (chum salmon) is the source of this 5083-nucleotide messenger RNA. RefSeq names its product synaptic vesicle 2-related protein-like. The transcript has 16 exons. Gene Ontology annotation, molecular function: transmembrane transporter activity. The record is from RefSeq and is a predicted model, not a curated record. Gene Ontology annotation, biological process: transmembrane transport. Bases 206 to 1879 code for a protein of 557 amino acids. Lineage: Eukaryota; Metazoa; Chordata; Actinopteri; Salmoniformes; Salmonidae. Gene Ontology annotation, cellular component: membrane.